Messenger RNA from Octodon degus (degu), 2586 nucleotides. It is a transcript of the gene Ccdc110, whose product is annotated as coiled-coil domain containing 110. The record is from RefSeq and is a predicted model, not a curated record. Lineage: Eukaryota; Metazoa; Chordata; Mammalia; Rodentia; Octodontidae. Gene Ontology annotation, cellular component: cytoskeleton. The transcript is spliced from 7 exons. The coding region runs from base 73 to 2586 and encodes 837 amino acids.
GGGAUGCCCAGCUGGAAGCCACUGAGCGGAAUGCGUGGGGCAAGGCAGUUGGAGAGACCUUGAGCAGCAGAAAUGAGCCCUGAAAAGCAUCCUGAGGAAGAGGAUGAAGUUGACGCGGUUCUUCUUUCAGCGUCCAAGAUCCUCAGUUCCUCUGAGGGGAUAAAGGAAAGUGGUAGCAGUGAAACAGAAUGUGGCUGCAUAUCAGACUCAGAAAAUCAAAUCCAACCACAAUCAGCAUUGAAAGUCCUUCAGCAUCAGUUGGAAUCAUUUCAGGCUCUUCGAAUGCAGACUUUGCAGAAUGUUACUAUGGUACAAUCUGAAAUCAGUGAAAUAUUGAACAAAAGUAUUAUUGAAGUAGAAAGCCCACAAUUUAGCUCAGAAAAGAAUCUAUUAUUCGGCAUACACACUGAAAAGGAUUUGGCUGUAGAGAAGCAAGAAGAAAUCCUUUCUAUGGAGAAAAUUCAUCAUUGUGAAGCUUCCAAGACACUUCAAUCAAGGGAAGAAAAAUUCAGUAGCAACAAUGUUAACAGUCUCUCUCAAAGUAUAAAUAUUCCAUCUCAGAUACAUUUCAAAGAUAAAGUAACUCUUGAGAAUUUAAGACCUUCCACAGAUAAUUCACCUUCAAACAUAAUUAUCAACCCUUCAGAAAAGUCUGACAUGUUGAAGAAUUACAAUAAUAUUUACAGUUUUCUGCCUAUGAUACCUCAAAAUGUUAUGUCUCCAUCUAAUGCAGUAAUUCUUCACAAAUCUAAAAUUGCUGUGCCUAUUCAAAAAAAUGGAUUUUGUGAAAAUUUAGAUGAUAUUUGCCACUCUAUUAAGCAAAUGAAGGAAGAGCUUCAAAAGUCACACAAUAGGGAAGUGGCACUUACAAAUGAACUGCAAACUUUAAAAACAGAUACAAAUAUUCAAAAUAAUGAUAAAUAUGACCUGUUCCCCAGUGAAAAGGAAAAAACUAAUUUUAUUGAGGAAAAAAACUUAAAUGAUAAUUUAAAUGAAGAUAUAAAAUUAAAGAGAAUUGCAGAAUUGGAGACAUUAGUAAACAAAUUACUCCCACUCAGGCAAACAAAAUUCCAUGUACAUUUCUGUAGGAAAUGUAAAAAAUUAUCUAAGAGUGAAAUACACAGGAGUAAAAAGAAUGAAAAAAAAUAUAAAGAUAUUCCUAUCACAGGCAAGAAUAUUACAGAUGCAAAAUUCCAUUCCAGAGUUCCAGGAUAUACACUGUCAUCUUUUGACCAAACAAAAUGUGAAGUAAAAGGCCAAGAAGCACAAUCAUUUGUAGUACAACAAGGACCAGGACUACUCAAGAAUGAGAAGACAUCCAAAUUUAAUUCUGUUACUGAUCAGUGUGUUGCAAAAAUUCAGUACUUACAAAAUUAUCUAAAAGAAUCUAUGCAAACACAGAAAAAAGUAACAGAACUGGAGAAUGAGAACCUCACCCUUAAGACCAAAAUGAGACCUCUUAUCUUGACUACACAAUCUCUGAUACAGAAAAUUGAAAUAUAUGAAAAACAACUUAAGAAUGUGGUUGAAGAAAAGAACUCUAUUCAGUCCAAGUUAAUUAAAACAGAAGAAGACAGUAAAGAAAGUCUUAAGGAACUUAAGAAAAUCAUCAGUAACUAUAAUGUUCUCCAAGGCCAAAAUAAAAUGCUAGAAGAAAAAAUGAAUCAACUUUCUUUGGAGAAGCAACAAAUGAUAGAAGCAUUAGACCAACUAAAAGAUAAAGAACAUAAAACUCAAAAUGAUAUGGUGAUUGUAAAUAAUGAAAAUAAUCGAAUGAGUAUAGAAAUGGAAGCAAUGAAAACAAGUAUUCUGUUGAUACAAGAUGAGAAAGAAAUGUUAGAGAAAAAAACAUACCAACUUCUACAGGACAAAAGCUCACUUGAAAAUGAACUAAAGGAAAAGCAGUUGGACAUCAUGCAGCUAAAAGAGAAAGAGAGGCUGGCAAAAACUGAGCAAAAGACACUUAUUCAAAUAAUAGAAACAUUUAAAAAUGAAAAAGCCAAUCUUGAAAUAACAUUACAAGAAUCUACUACUGCCAGGCAAAUGAUGGAAAGGGAAAUUGAGAAUAUUCAAACCUGCCAAUCGACUACAGAAGAGAAUCUUCUGAAAGAAAUAAACAAUGCAAAAUCAGAAGCAAAUAUUUAUAAAAACAGCUUAUCAGAAAUCAGCAAGGAAUGUGAAAUGUUAUCUAAAAUGGUAAUGGAAAUUAAGACAGACAAUCAGAUUCUAAAAGAAGAGCUAAAAAAGCAUAGUCAAGAAAAUAUAAAAUUUGAAGACAGCAUCACUAGACUUACAGAAGACAAAAUACUUUUAGAGAACUAUGUACGAAGUAUAGAAAAUGAGAGGGAUACCUUGGAAUUUGAGAUGCGGAAUCUUCAACGAGAAUACUUGAGUUUAAGUGAUAAAAUCUGUACUCAGAAUAAUGAUCUACUAAAAAUGGCUUACAUUCAAAGAAGAGAGAAAUUCCAUUUAGACAAUUAUACUUGUCAAGACACUUCUAGUCCUAGAAGUAGGCCUUUAGCUCCUGAUUUGAAAGGAAUUCCAAGCAAACUGUAUCAAUUGCUUCCACCCAAGAUAUAUAAAUAA